GAUGCUAGCGGCGCACGCCAAGCGGACAGUCUUACCGUGAAUCGCACAGCAAACGGACGCGCCAUAAUAGUGCAGUGAGACCGUGCACCUACUACCCAUACACAUAUAUACUAGUGAGAUGUGUAGAGGCUGGAGAACAAUUCUAGUAGCCGUAUGCGUUGCUGCGGUUACUCUCGCCGGCAGCACAGCCUACGCAGAAAGCUGUCCAAUUUAUCUCACAAUUUCUGCAAACGGACGAUCGGUGGAGGAUGCUCCGCUCGUGAUUAACUGGGGCCCGGGAUGUGCAAACCCACCGGCGUGGAUCGGGCUGUACACGGAGAAUCCGGCCCUAUCGAAUGCGUCCCCAAUCGCGCAAGUCUUCCCGAACGGACAACACAGUGGAGCGGUGGCCAGUGAGGUAAAGUUCGGCCGUCGGAAGCUGCCGGGCGGCUGGAGCCACGAGCAGGUGUUGCAGCACAUCCCAAAGCGAAAGAGCAAACCGAUCUGUUUCGAUCUGUACCUGACGAGCUACGACGAGGCCGGCCAGCUGCAGUACUUCGAUUGUCUCAAGAUACAGCCAACGUGGAUGUUUAGUGAGCCCGGGUUGGGGAAUGUGUCGCUGCGGGAGUUGUUCCUGCCCGGGACGCACUGUUCCGGCUGCUACCAAACGCGCAACAAUGUUGGCAAUGUGUUCCUGAAGAAGAUUGGCUUCCGUCAGAGCCUGGACGUGUGGAGUCAGCUCGUGUUUGGGGUGCGCUAUCUAGACUUCUCGAUCGGUUACUACCCAUCGCACAACGGAACGCGCAACUUUUGGAUCAUGAACGAACACUUUCGCGUUGCAUCGCUUGGACCAAUCCUGCAGGACAUCCGGAGGUUUGUGAUCCUGUCCGAGGAGACAGUAUUCCUCGAUUUCCGAAGGUUCCCGCUUGGGUUCCACAACAAUCCCGAACAGCACGAGGCACUGCUGGCCCUGCUGGAGCAAGAGCUCGGUGAUCUGGUGUACCGGAGACAGUUCCUGUCGUCGGACGAGACGGACACGCUCGAUGCGGACGGCGAGUCGUACAAUCUCACGCUCGGGGAUAUGCGCCGAGAGGGAAAGUACAUACUUAUCACCUACAAUCACGAGGCCAGCUUAAAUGAAUCGGAAAUUGUAUGGAAACCUUGGAAAAAGCACUCGAGCGCAUUUCUCAAACACACCGAGCUGGGUGAGUUUAUGCAGAAUCUGUUCUCCCAGAAACAUCCGGACGCGCCCAGGAAUAUCGGCUGGAGUCUGCACGGUGUGCAAGGCUUCCAGGGAAGCUAUAACGAGGAAGAAGCCACCUACCUAAUGCCAGCAGAGCGGGCCAGUAUCGUGAACCCGAAGCUGAUGCAGCUGCUGAGCGGUCCGUGGAGUCAUCGGGCGAAUGCCGUGCUGGUGGAUUACUUCACCAACACGAAUCUGGUCGAGUUGGCAGUUAGUACGAACCGGUACAAAACGCUCCGCAACCCGAUGAACGAAGCCGUGGUGCUUGAUAUCCAGUAGCGAGGUGGUUGCAAAUAUUCCAAAGCUUGAGUCUCUGCAGUUUUCCAUACACAACGUUCAUCUUAGUGGAUUUGAUGUUAGUGUAACCAUUUGUCAUUUAUCGUUCAACGUACUGAGUUAAAAAUUAGAGAUAAGAGCUAGCUUUAUAAGGUAAAACAAACGUGUGCUUUAGUCCUCUUGUGGAUUCUUAUAUGAAAUGAAAUAAACGAAGAGAUACUAACUGUCA
Molecule: messenger RNA, 1727 nt
Organism: Anopheles stephensi (Asian malaria mosquito)
Lineage: Eukaryota; Metazoa; Arthropoda; Insecta; Diptera; Culicidae
Exons: 3
Coding region: 119-1501 (460 amino acids)
Biological process (GO): lipid metabolic process
Molecular function (GO): phosphoric diester hydrolase activity
Source: RefSeq, a predicted model, not a curated record